AUGAAUGAGAAGGAGGAGAAAGAGGAGAAGAAGAAAAUGGAGGAGAAGCAGAAGAAAAAGGAGAAGGAGGAGAUCGGGAAGGAGAUGGAAGAUAAGAAGAAGAAGAGGAAAGAAUAUGACGAGCUCUACGAGCUCUGGCAGAAGCUUCGACAUGAUGAACCAGAACUUCUUGUCACAUUCCAGAACUUCCUCAGGAAAGCAGUUUUAGAGAUCAAUAAAAUCAAUGACACUUGUGAUAAUGCCGUAAGAAGUAAAAAUGGUAUCCAUGCCGAUGACAUGAGGAGACUGUAUGAAGAAAUGGAACAAUUACUUACACAAGAACGAGAUACACUCAGGAGAAAGUAUCGACAAGAGAUGGAGAUGGAACUAGAAAGACUGAUGGAUGAAAAAGAUCAGGAAGUUCACGAUCUCAUAGUUAGAAAACGAGAGCUUGAGUUGUCGCUUCAAGAACUUGACAAGAAGGAGAAAGAAAAACACACGCAAAAUAAUCAGCUUGAACAGAUGGUCAUGGAGCUAAGCAGACACGAGGCUAACAUCGUAGCUGAAAAUGAGGGACUUGUUCAGGAGAAUUCACAGCUUCGAUUUCGUCUCGACCAAUCUCUAGCCGGUCUGAAUGAAACCCAACAACUCUGCCUUCAGCUUCAGGAGGAGACCGAAAGAGAGAGGGCGUUCAUCGAAAGAGAGUACGCCGAAGCAGUCCAGGAACAAGACAGAAAAUCACGUGAUAGACACAACCUUGAACUUCAACUCGAGAAAUUAAGAGAGAAGUAUGAACAGUUAGUUGAAGAUAAUUAUAGCGUGAAAGAACCAAAGAGAGUCGGUGUGAUGCAGAUGAGUCGGGUCAGUUCGUACAGUGACUGCGAAUGCGAUCAACAGAUGCAGUUCCUCCAGUUACGGACGCCUGAUCGAUGUUUUAAGGUGGUGAUGUGCGGGGACUCUGGGGUCGGGAAAUCAAGCUUCGUGCAAAGGUUCUGCCACAACAGCUUCUCGGUAAACACACAAGUUACGAUAGAGAUUGGAUUCCAUAUGAAAUCACUGGUUCUUGAUAAUAAUGUAGUUUCACUUCAAAUCUGGGACACGGCAGGACAAGAAAGAUUUCGUAGCAUUCCUCAUGCGUACUUUAGGAAAGCUGACGGCGUCCUUCUCCUCUACGAUAUUUCUUGUGAGAAAUCGUUCCUCAAUGUACAAAGCUGGAUCGCCAGUAUUAGGGAGCAUGACGAUAAUGCUGUCAUUAUGUUAACGGGAAACAAGGAGGACCUCGCAUCGCCUUACCGGGAAGUCCCCCGGGACGCCGCUCUCAAAGUAGCGAGGGAAAACAAUGCGCUGUUCAUUGAAACGAGUGCCAAAAAUGGAACAAAUGUAUUCGAGGCCUUUGGACGUUUGGCAAGAGAACUUCAGAAGAAGGAAGACGACAACGUUAGUCGGGUGUAUGACAUGGACAUUGAGGAACAGAACAUCGCCUUCGCGCCCAAGAAAAAGCGAAAAUGUUGCAACUUUUGAUUUCAAACGAAUCUACUCCAACAUUCCACAGGAAUACACUAUUCAUAUUCACUUAAGAAACCAAUAUUGGUAUAUGCUUCUGAGAUGGUCUAACACAAAAUGGGCUAAACCCGUAAGCCCGUCGAUAUUAGACCAAAUGUCCCGUAUUGUGAAGUCGGGUCUAAUACCCUGCAAACAAUAUCGGUGUUCAUAAUUAUAACACCAGCUCGGUAUCUAUAAAAGGAAACACCAGAGAGGUGUUCAAAUACACCGCUUCGGCUUUUAGCUAACACCAGAUAGGCACUUAAACAAUAUUGGUUUGAUUCUUAACAGGUGUUGGUUUUAACACUUCUGGUGUUUUACGAUACAGAUAUCGGACUGGUGUUCAAUCAACACCGGUGUUUUUGCAGUGUAUAAGCUCUGGUCUAAAGUUGUGGUUUAACCAACGCUAGCCAGCCGUGUCCCAAAUCUCUGUUAGUUAAUGUUCAAUCUAUCAAAUCACUUGACACUCUGAUUAUUAUAAUUGUGUGGGAGUGAUAACUGAAAUAUUUUUAUUCAUCAUUUUCUUCAUUUUGGGAUAUUUUGGCUUCCCAUACUUUUUAGCACAGACUUAGACCGUGGUUUAACUUGAAUAUGGGCCAAUUGGGCAAAUAAUGAUCCAGUUGGUGUACUUGCCCUGACUUGGUCUACUAUCCACCUAGGGUAAUUGUCAUUUAUUAUAAUGUCCAGUUGGUCUAAUUUCUAUUUGAUGCAUGAAUUAUUCAUACUUGGUCGAUUGAAAAUAUGAUUCAUAAACAGUUCAUCUAGCCAUAUAGAUCAAGUGAUGUUAUUAGACCGUGUGAAUGGUAAGCCCAGCGCACACUAGCGAGUCAUUUCGAUCCGAAUUUCAAAGAAAUUGUAAUAACAUUUGAGAUGAACAUUCCAACCAAUAAAAUCUUAGCAAUCAGAGUUCAAUAUAGUGGUAAGGACUAUUGACAUCGAAAGUCAGUCCAGUUCGAUCCUCCCUGUAGGAAUAAAAGCAGAUUCAAUUUCCAAUCGCAAUAACGUCAUCAUCGGCUGCGACUUGAAGUCGAUUUGGACUUUACUGCGACCAUGUAGAAAUAGUCGCAAGGCAAAAUUAUGAUUUUAUCAGUCCUAACACAAUCUCGAACUUCAUAUAAAAUAAAUGUACUUCUAGGAACCUCACAUUUGAAGCAAAAUGCGAUUUAUUAGAAAAUCGCGACGCGUCGGAUCGCAACGGGUCGUGUGGUCCAGUGGUUAGAGAAUUGGACUCAUAAUCGCAAGGUUGUGAGUUCGAAUCUCCACUUUGAUAAAAAGGCACGAGAGUAAUAUCGCUCGUCUAUAUGAAGGUCAGCCAUCAUGACUGAUUAACCUAGACGUAAAAUGUUUCCUAGGUAAUUGGUUACAUACCAGCUUGGUGUUUACCAGCAAAAUGCUGACCUGCCGAGUUCCUAUACGGGAGUUACCAGAAACGGAAACAAAGUUAGCGCUGGGGUUUAGUCGAAACUUGGCGAGGCCUAUUGAACAGUAAUACGAAGAAAUUUUAUACAACACUGUUCAUUAUAUGAACCUUGCUCCAGUUGUUUUACAGGUUAAACAACCAUGCUUGAUAUAUUGAGAAUUAAAUAUUAGAAAUUAAACUUUGUUGGUUAAGAUUUUAAACAGCGAUUGUGAAAAUGUUAAACAGCGUUUCUGCUGUGUAUAGCAUACCUGGAAAAGGCAAAACAUGCAAAAUGGCCUAAUAGGCAAUUACAUGUAGACCAAAUGUUUAUUAGACGGACUGGUUGUAGACGAAGUGGAAAGUAGGCCAAGCGGGGGUAGACCAAGUGGCAAUUCACACUAAAAACUGAAGCGCCCUCUAUCUGAUUUACACACAAUGCCCAGGUGCACAAAAAGUGCGAGAUUGAACGUAAACUCAGGAAAUUCGAACUCCAGCUUGAUUUUUGGCGAAUCACAAGCGUGCAUUAGGCAGAAACAUAAGAUUAUUUGGAGUUCUAUUUGAAUGCAUGUGCUUGUGCAAAUGGGAUCCGGGAAAAGCUAAAACAUUCCAGUAAAUUAUCGUAAAAUGUAAUUUUCCUUGGAAAAUAUUGAUUAAACCCCUAUACGCGCCAUUUCAAUUAGGGAAAAAAUUCUUCUUUCUGCGUUUAUUUAGUGCGUCUUUACGAAUGCAACUAGAUAAAUGGCAUGAUUCAAAUGCUAUUCUUUAC
Messenger RNA from Lytechinus pictus (painted urchin), 3686 nucleotides. Its product is annotated as ras and EF-hand domain-containing protein-like. Gene Ontology annotation, molecular function: GTPase activity; GTP binding. The record is from RefSeq and is a predicted model, not a curated record. The transcript is spliced from 15 exons. The coding region runs from base 1 to 1500 and encodes 499 amino acids. Gene Ontology annotation, biological process: vesicle-mediated transport. NCBI's taxonomy places the organism in Eukaryota, Metazoa, Echinodermata, Echinoidea, Temnopleuroida, Toxopneustidae.